Messenger RNA from Pelobates fuscus (common spadefoot toad), 982 nucleotides. Its product is annotated as dehydrogenase/reductase SDR family member 4-like. Gene Ontology annotation, molecular function: carbonyl reductase (NADPH) activity. The coding region runs from base 144 to 893 and encodes 249 amino acids. The transcript is spliced from 9 exons. The record is from RefSeq and is a predicted model, not a curated record. Lineage: Eukaryota; Metazoa; Chordata; Amphibia; Anura; Pelobatidae.
UGCAUUUUCCGGUUUAGACUCUGACGGUGGUGGGACACGAACAGGUAGACCUAUACAGCUUUCACUUGCAUUAUUGAAAAGGCUUCUUUAGAAGACUAGACACAUUCUUAUCUUUCUAUUCAUCUGAACUAGAAAGUAAAAUAAUGCUAAAUGGAAAGGUGGCAAUUGUGACAGGAUCUACAAAUGGGAUUGGCUUUGCUAUAGCACGCCGCCUGGCACAAGAUGGUGGCCAUGUACUUGUGUCUAGCCGCAAGCAAAAGAAUGUGGAUGCAGCUGUAGAGCAACUGAAAAAGGAGGGACUGAGUGUUUCAGGAAUUGUGUGUCAUGUAGGGAAAGAAGAAGACCGGAAGAGACUUGUCACAAAGGCUCUUGAGGAGUAUGGUAAAAUUGACAUUCUUGUCUGUAACGCAGCAGUGAAUCCUUUUGUUGGUCCAAUUUUAGAAACUACUGAGAGUAUUUGGGAAAAGGUAUUUCAAGUCAAUGUGAUCUCCACCUUUCUAAUGAUAAAACUUGUUGUACCUCACUUGCAGAAACAAGGAUAUGGAUCAAUUAUUAUUUGUUCUUCUGCAGCCAGCUAUCUUCCUCUAUCACCUAUAGGUCCGUACUCUGUAUCAAAGGCUGCUUUACUCUGUUUGACCAAAGUUAUGGCUGAUUCACUGCGUCCCAUGAACAUAAGAGUAAAUGGUCUGGUUCUGGGACUGAUAAAUACUACAUUUAGUGAGAAGAUCAGAAUGAUCCCUGAAAUCCACUUGAAGUUAGCUUCGUUUGGUAUUUACAGGCUUGGAAAACCAGAGGAAUGUGGUGGCAUUGUCUCAUUUCUAUGUUCUGAAGAUGCGAGUUACAUCAACGGAGAAAAUAUUGGUGUGACGGGUGGCAUUGUUGGACGACUAUAGAUGGUUUUUCUCAUUAAUGGACUAGUCUAAAAGAAAAAGAAAAUGUAAAUCUAUGUAUGCAAAUUAAGUAUAUAUUAUAUACAUACAUA